Molecule: messenger RNA, 396 nt
Organism: Symbiodinium sp. CCMP2592
Lineage: Eukaryota; Dinophyceae; Suessiales; Symbiodiniaceae
Source: the annotation of a GenBank genome assembly
AUGGAGCCGCGUUCUUGCGAUGCUCCGCUUGUCAAGAUUGCUCUGCGACCCUCGUUGUUGUCUCGGCCGCACCGGCAAGGGGCAAGGGCCCUGAGAGCCAGCGACACCCGUCUGAGGUCGAGGCACUGUGAUCAUGUUCGGCAAUGGCAAGGUCCGCUGAACAUGAAAAGCGAUUAUCAAGUUCGUUGCCGAGCGACACCUUGGCAGAGCUACGGCUUCAUCGCUCCCGAUGCCGGUGGUCCGGACAUUUUCGUGCACAAGAGGAAUGUUCGCCGAGAUGAGCAGGGGAGGCGAGUGGCCUUGAAGGAAGGGGAGCGAGUCGAGUUCGAGUUGCAGCCGGAGCCCGGCAAGGACGGUCGGCCAGUGGCAGUGGAUGUGGUUGUCAUCCCGCCCUAG